Messenger RNA from Prosopis cineraria, 723 nucleotides. Its product is annotated as peroxiredoxin-2B-like. Gene Ontology annotation, cellular component: cytoplasm. Gene Ontology annotation, molecular function: thioredoxin peroxidase activity. The coding region runs from base 62 to 550 and encodes 162 amino acids. The record is from RefSeq and is a predicted model, not a curated record. The transcript is spliced from 3 exons. Gene Ontology annotation, biological process: hydrogen peroxide catabolic process; cell redox homeostasis; cellular response to oxidative stress. Lineage: Eukaryota; Viridiplantae; Streptophyta; Magnoliopsida; Fabales; Fabaceae.
UCCACUAGCUUCAUAUAUUGCAGUGGCUCAGUUGUCACUUUCCUCAUUUCAGGCGGCUUCAAUGGCUCCGAUCGCAGCUGGAGAUGUGAUUCCUGACGGAGUUUUGUCCUACUUGGAUGAUGAUAACAAGCCUCAAACCGUGUCUAUCCACUCCCUUGCCGCCGGUAAGAAGGUCAUCAUCGUUGGUGUUCCCGGUGCCUUCACCCCUACUUGCAGCUUGAAGCAUGUACCUGGGUUCAUUGAGAGAGCAGAGGAGUUGAAAGGGAAGGGUGUGGAUGAAAUCAUCUGUAUUAGUGUUAAUGAUCCAUACGUGAUGAACGCAUGGGCCAAAACUUACCCUGAGAACAAGCAUGUGAAGUUCCUAGCUGAUGGUUCAUCCAAAUAUAGCCAAGCUCUGGGGCUGGAGCUUGACCUUACUGAUAAAGGCCUGGGCACCCGCUCUAGGAGGUAUGCCCUUCUGGUUGAAGAUCUCAAGGUGAAGGUUGCGAAUGUUGAAAAAGGAGGAGAAUUCACAGUCUCAAGUGCUGAAGAUAUCAUCAAAGCUCUUUGAGCCUCUCAUGAUGCUGUGUGUGUCUGUAGUCCCUCGUUUCUUUUAGUGUCUUGUGUGUGUGCCCGCAUUGACUGUGAUAUUCGAAACAUUCUGGUUUGAAUAUGUAAUAUGUGAUCUAGAGGGAUACGACGUACUGCAUAUGGAAAUAAUAAAGCGGCUCUUUCUUAUGACUA